Molecule: messenger RNA, 993 nt
Organism: Oikopleura dioica
Lineage: Eukaryota; Metazoa; Chordata; Appendicularia; Copelata; Oikopleuridae
Source: the annotation of a GenBank genome assembly
AUGAUGAAGUCUUUCGAACCCGACCCGAGCAGUCUUCAUCACGUGACGGAAGAGUCGAUCGCGGAGGAGAGAAAAAUCGUUGAAGAGGAAAGACAGAAAAGAAUCAAGUUCUUGGAGGAGAAACAAGAAGCGCUGGAGAAAAUCCUAGCGGUGGUUGAAAAUUAUCCAAGUGUCGAUGAGAUUUUGACGGGAAGCGAGGGGUUGAAACACGUCGAAGUUGAGGACAAUUUGAAUCAAAUUUCAGCUAAGACGAGCAGUGGUGCUUACAAAAACAUCGAGCGAGAAAUCGAGCGAAUCAUCGACCAACUUGAAGUUCUCGACAGUUUUUCAGACGAGGAAGAAUUCGACGAAAGUGAUGGUUAUUUCGAUCUCUCGCAAAUUGAGACCAUCAUAAGAAAAUCUGAAGACAUCUUGUCGACGAAAAUAUCCCAUCCGCUUGACUCGAUCGAUGGAAAAACGAUGGUUUAUGACAAGUUUGAUGCAAUAAGGGAUGAAAUUGAUAAUGGAGCUGAAAGCUACGAUUCUGACUUGCUCUACGAAAGCAGAAUCGAAGCAAUCGAAAAUCUCGCCACGGACUAUCCCGAAAUGACCUUCUCUACCAUCGCUAAUAAAAGUACUCAAACGCCCAUUCCAAAGUCGAAGGCAAAAGAAAUGGUGGCAACCAGUCUAAUCGACAAAAUUCCAGCUGAAAAAGCGAUGGAUUCGGCAAAACAACUUGCUGAAAAACUGGACAUUCGCGGAAAAUUAACGUCCUUAUUUUCAGGCUUGACGGAAAAACUCUCUGCUUUCGCGGCAAAAAUCGGGGCGGACAAAAUUCUAGCUUCGGCAGAACUGGAAGCGCUCCUUGUCGAUAAAGAAGAUUUCAGCGCGAACUUUCACCUCAACCCGGACGUUUUCGUCCAGACGAUUGAUCAAUUUGAACUCGACUGGACUCUUUUUCGCGAAUUUGGAACACAAGUUACUGAUGAUUUGAAACUAAACGAUGUUCUGUGA